Molecule: messenger RNA, 1590 nt
Organism: Enhydra lutris kenyoni (northern sea otter)
Lineage: Eukaryota; Metazoa; Chordata; Mammalia; Carnivora; Mustelidae
Product: butyrophilin subfamily 2 member A2-like
Exons: 7
Coding region: 1-1590 (529 amino acids)
Biological process (GO): T cell receptor signaling pathway; regulation of cytokine production
Cellular component (GO): external side of plasma membrane
Molecular function (GO): signaling receptor binding
Source: RefSeq, a predicted model, not a curated record
AUGGAGGCUGCCGCUGCUUUGCGCUUCUCCGCGCCCCGCUCCCUUCUGUCCUUCAUGUUCGUCAGCGGCUUGGGCCUGCUCUCAGCCCCGUUUACUGUCGUGGGGCCAGCUGACCCUGUCCUGGCCAUGGUGGGAGAAGACACCAUGUUCCACUGCCACCUGUCCCCCGAGAAGGACGCAGAGCACAUGGAGGUGCGCUGGUUCCGUGCUCAGUUCUCCCCGGCAGUGCUCGUUUAUAAGGGUGGACAGGAGAGGACCGAGGAGCAGAUGGAGGAGUACCGGGGAAGAACCACCUUGGUGAGCGACCACAUCAACACGGGGAGUGUGGUGCUUGUCAUACACAAUGUCACAGCCCACGACAAUGGCAUCUACCACUGUUACUUCCAAGAAGGCAGAUCCUAUGACGAGGCCAUCCUGCGCCUGAUGGUGGCAGGCCUGGGCUCUAAGCCGCUCAUUGAAAUGAAGGGCCAGAAGGAUGGAGGCAUGCAGCUGGAGUGCACGUCCGGAGGGUGGUACCCGGAGCCCCAUGUGGUAUGGAGGGAUCCUCACGGCGCGAUCAUGCCGGUGCUGGAGGAGGCUUACACGGUGGACACAGAAGGCCUCUUCAUGGUCACCACGGCCGUGGUCAUCAGGGACUGCUCGGUGAGGAACAUGUCCUGCUCUGUGGUCAACACCCUGCUUGGCCAGGAGAAGGAAACCAUCAUUUUCAUCCCAGAAUCCUUUGCUCCCAGCAUGUUUCCCUGGGCAGCGGGCCUCGUUGUCCUCCUGCCUUCUCUGCUUCUCUUCAUCACCGGGAGCAUCUGUCUCAUCAGGAAACUCCACAGGGGAAAAGAGGUUGAAAAAGAAGAGAAAGAAAUUGCAUGUAAGGAACUGGAGACAGACCAGAUGGAAAAAGAGAAAGAAUGUCAAAUAAGAGAGCAACUUGAAGAAGAACUACGAUGGAGAAGAACCUUGCUACAUGCCGCCGAUGUGGUCCUGGAUCCGGACACCGCUCAUCCUGAGCUCUUCCUGACAGAGGACCGGAGAAGCGUGAGACGAGGCCCCUCCAGGCAGAGUGUCCCCAACAACCCGGAGAGAUUCGAUUGCCGGCCUUGCGUGCUGGGCCUGGAGAGCUUCUCCUCAGGGAGGCAUUACUGGGAGGUGGAGGUUGGAAACGUGAUGGUGUGGGCUGUGGGGGUUUGCAGAGGCAGUGUUGAGAGGAAAGGGGAGGCCCUACUGGUCCCCCAGAAUGGCUUCUGGACCCUGGAGAUGUUUGGAAACCAGUACCGGGCCCUUUCUUCCCCCGAGAAGAUUCUCCCCCUGAAAGAGCGUCUUCGCCGGGUGGGCAUCUUUCUGGACUAUGAAGCCGGAGAUAUCUCCUUCUAUAACAUGAGGGACAGAUCACACAUCUACACAUGUCCCCGUUCACCCUUUUCUGGGCCCCUAAGGCCCUUCUUCAGGCUGGGGUCUGAUGACAGCCCCCUCUUCAUCUGCCCAGCCUUCACGGGGGCACGGGGGCUCCUGGUGCCAGAGGGCGGCUUGAUUCUCCACAGGAUGGGGACCCAUCGCCGCAGCCACCGUAAAGAGUUUCCUGGCCUCAGAGCCAAGUAG